CCCUUCCCCAGCCUGUGGGGACUGCUGCAGAGUCAGCAGGUAGUGGGGGCAUGAAGGGAGAACCAGCCCCAGAACUGGGGUGUGGCCACAUGACCAAGCCCCUGGGGGGCACAGGGAGCUCCCCAUCCCCCAGCCUGGACUUCCAGUUUUGCCAAGGCGACCAGGUCUUCUCAGCCUGCAGACCGCUGCCAGACCCAGUGGAUACCCAUGGCCUGUCCUGUGCCAGCUGGCUAUGCCCCAUGCCCCUGGCACCAGCCCAGUCUGCCCUGCUGGCCUGUCCCCAGGGCCUGGACCUGUACCUGUGCAGCCUGCAGCCAGCAUCCCUGGGCACAGCCCUGCAGGGUCUCCGAGAUGACACCUUGAGCAUGAAGCACCAGCCACCAGGGCCGCAUGCCAGCUCCACCGAUGAUGAGAAACUCACGGCCAAGUCCCCGCCAAGCAGCGACAAGACGAAAAGCCAGCCGGAAAGGGCUAGCAAGGGCAGCCCCUGCCCAUCCUCCUCCCAUCACAACAGCUCUUCCCCAACUCCCUGUCAGAAUAAAAAGAAUCCCAGUUCCUCAGCUUUCUGUCCCUACCCCCCUCCCGCCCCCAUUUCCAAGGAGCUCCCACUCCACCUCCACCCCUUCUACCCGCUCCUUCUGCCUCCGCCUUACCUGUUCACCUACGGAGCCCUACCUUCUGUCCAAUGCCCCCAUCUCUUCAUACUGCCCCAAGAUACCACCUGCCCCACCAUGGCAGUGCCUGGGGUGCUGGUGGCCGCCAAUGACCCUGAGCACCACAGAGCCUGGGGGGAGACCCUGCUUCCCUCCCCAUGGGCCUUCCAAGCCUCUGGCCAAGCCCUGCCCCCCCAGGCCUGGAAUCCAGGCCCUAAAGCUGUCCGGAUCUGCUCCCCAGGACUGGAGCCUACCAGCAGGGUGGCUCCAGCCAAGCAGGCCCCACCGGGCUCCCGGACAGGCACCAAGGCUCUGCCCUACCCGCUGAAGAAACGGAAUGGCAAAAUCCUGUAUGAGUGCAACGUGUGCAGCAAGAACUUCGGGCAGCUGUCCAACCUCAAGGUCCAUCUGCGCGUGCACAGCGGGGAGCGUCCGUUCCAGUGUGAUCUGUGCCAAAAGAGCUUCACCCAGCUCGCUCACCUGCAGAAGCACCACCUGGUGCAUACCGGGGAGCGGCCCCACGAGUGCCCGGUGUGCCACAAGCGCUUCAGCAGCUCCAGCAACCUCAAGACCCAUCUGUGCCUGCACUCGGGGACCCGGCCCUUCCAGUGCAGCGUCUGCCAGAGCUGCUUCACCCAGCACAUUCACCUGAAGCUGCACCACCGGCUGCAUGCACCGCAGCCCUGCAGCCAAGCUCACACCCACCUGCCCCUGGCUUCCCUCACCUAUCUUGCCCCCUGGCGCAGGGGGGCACGCAAUCUCGUGGCAGCACCCUCAGAGAGGCAGAUAGGCUGGGACAUGGGCAAAGACAAGGUGUCCUCAGCACCCCAGGGGAAGCAAGGGCAGCCAACCUGAGUGGUGGUGCCAGGAAGGCCCAGGGGAGGGGACAGGGACAGAGCAAUUAAAGGAUUUUCUCUAUGAUGAGUUGAAACCUCCUAAGCGUCAACAGUGCAGGGGGAAGCCCCCGUGUAUUUGCCAAAGCCCAUGGCCCUUCUGGGAGCAGGUCAGGGGACACAGCCUGCAAGAGUUAGUGCUGCCUGUGCAUGGGGUAGCUGGCUGCAGCCGUCUAACUCAAGGCUGGGUUUGGCUUCCACUCCCUGUCUGACCCACCUGGGACCUGGUUCUCCACCUCAGCUUGCAGAUGGAAGGGCAGAUCCCC
This is a messenger RNA of Choloepus didactylus (southern two-toed sloth), 1812 nucleotides long. RefSeq names its product zinc finger protein 683 (gene ZNF683). Gene Ontology annotation, biological process: regulation of transcription by RNA polymerase II; cell fate commitment. The coding region runs from base 51 to 1508 and encodes 485 amino acids. Lineage: Eukaryota; Metazoa; Chordata; Mammalia; Pilosa; Megalonychidae. The record is from RefSeq and is a predicted model, not a curated record. Gene Ontology annotation, cellular component: nucleus; cytoplasm. Gene Ontology annotation, molecular function: RNA polymerase II cis-regulatory region sequence-specific DNA binding; DNA-binding transcription factor activity; histone deacetylase binding. The transcript has 6 exons.